AUGAAGGGUUUCUACUACGGAGCCGCCCUCGCGGCCCUGGCUGCCACUGGCGCCAGUGCAAAGGACGACCGUACCUUUGCCGUCCUUCGCUUCACCAACAAGCAGCUCACCCAAGGCCCUGUCGACCCCAUCGUCUCUCCCGGCAAGCGUGCCACCCACUCCCACAUUGUCAUGGGCGGCAGCGGCUUCAGCUCCACGGCCACUGGCGAGGACCUCAUGAACUCGCAGUGCACCAACGCCCAGAUUGUCGGCGACAACAGUGCCUACUGGUUCCCCCAGCUGUACUUCCACGACGAGGACAGCGGCGAGUUUGAGUCGGUCAGCGUCAACUAUGUCAACGUCUACUACUUCUUCGAGGCCACCGACGACGAGAUCGUCGCCUUCCCCCCGGGCCUCAAGAUCCUCGGUGGCGACCCCAACGCCCGCGAGAUGCCCGCCUUUGGCUCCGCGACCAACCUGGACCCCAACAAGGGGCCCAUUCAGAAUGUCAAGUGGACCUGCCCCCGUAUGAACAACGAGUACAACCCUCCCUCGUGGCACGAGGACUCGGACGGCACCGAAUGCGGUGUCGGCGACCCCAUCAACAAGGGCGAGGGUGUCGGGUUCCCCGACCAGAACUGCGAUGGCCUGUACUCGCCUCUGCGUGCCGACGUGCACAUGCCCUCGUGCUACGAUCCCGAGAAGGGCCUGGACGACCACAAGAACAACAUGGCCUGGCCCGAGGACAAUGGCAACGGCAAGCUCAACUGCCCCGAGGGCACCAUCCACGUGCCUCACCUCUUCCUCGAGGUCUACUGGGACACGCCCGACUUCAAGGACCGCUGGACGCCCGGCCAGAAGAAGCAGCCGUUUGUGUUGUCCAGCGGCGACGCCACCGGCUUCUCCUCUCACUUUGACUUUAUGGCCGGCUGGGACGAGGAUGUCCUCCAGAACAUUAUCGACACCUGUGACGCCGGCACCUCGGGCAUGAACAACUGCCCUGGCGUGACCGUCAACGACGAAGACUGCACCAUCCCCGCCGAGUUCGACGACAAGGUCAUUGGCACCAUGUCCACGCUGGCCGGCAACUGCCCCCUGACCGGAUGGCGCUACGGCCUCGACGGCAUGGUGGACAAUGUCAGCGACACCGUCGACGACGUCGUCGACGAAAUCGACCAGCCCGAGUCCAACACGUCUGAGGCUGCGAGCUCCGAGCCCGCCGCCGCCUCGCAGGGUCUCCCCGAGGUGUCCCACGCCCCCACCAAUGUCGUGGAGAAUCCCUUCGUACCCGAGGAGUCUGUCGAAGUCGAGGCCGAGGAGGAGCCCGUCGCUGAGCCCGUCGCGCCCGUUUCGUCCGCCGCUCCUGUCGUGGCCGAGCCCGUCGCGCCCGAGCCCACCAUCGCCACCACCAGCUGCGAGAAGAAGAUCCACACCGUCUGGGAGACCGUCACCGAGACGGAGAAGGUCUAUGCUGAACCCACUGGCUCGGCCAAGGCCCGCCGUGACUCGCAUGGCCACAACCACAGCCACCUCCAUGGCCGCCGCCGCUUCCACUAA
Molecule: messenger RNA, 1536 nt
Organism: Emericellopsis cladophorae
Lineage: Eukaryota; Fungi; Ascomycota; Sordariomycetes; Hypocreales; Bionectriaceae
Product: protein of unknown function (DUF1996)
Exons: 1
Coding region: 1-1536 (511 amino acids)
Source: RefSeq, a predicted model, not a curated record